AAAAGAAUGUACUUUGAGACCAACCAUUUACGUGAAAUGCAAAAUGUGACAGAAAUGAUUUGAGAAAGAAUCCAAUACCAUCCCGGUUUAGACCGGGUCGUCAAAAUACACAACCGGACUCUGUUUUGAUGUAAGCUAAUGUUCAAAUGGACGAUGAAUCAUCGUCAAUGUCGUCUCCGUUCCCUCGCAAGAUUUCUGGACCAUCGAGUUUCCUUUAAAGUCACUCUUCGAUCUCUGUCUCUCUCGAAACGUUCCUUGUAUUCUUCCAGAACAUUCCAAAGCUCUGGUGGUUUCGGUUCAGGUAACGGUGCGCCGCCAACUGUAGUAACGUACUUGAGGCUCUUGUCCGAAUCUUCAGCUUCCAAGUCGCUGCUUCCUGGGGAACAGAUUCAUGGCCGUUUGAUUGGACUUGGGUUGUCAAAAGAUUCGAAAUUUCGAAAUUCUUUGAUUGGUCUCUAUGGGAAGUGUGGUUUUUUCGGCUACGCGCGCAAACUGCUCGACGAAAGUCCUGAGCCGGAUUUUGUUUCUUGGUCGGCCCUCAUUUCGGGAUAUUCCCAGAACGGCUUCAGCCAAGAAGCUCUUAGGGCUUUUCAGGAGAUGCAUUGCCUCGGUCUCAGGAGCAACGAGUUCACUUUCCCAAGUGUUCUCAAGUCCUGCGCAGCUAACAAGGAUUUGAAAUUGGGGGUUCAGGUUCAUGGGGUUACCAUUGUUACUGGUUAUGAAUCUGAUGAGUUCGUUGGGAACAGUUUGGUUGAUAUGUAUGCAAAAUGUGGAGAAUUGGAGGCUUCGAGGAGGGUUUUCAAUGAAUUGCCUGAGAAGGGUGUGGUUUCUUGGAAUGCUCUGCUUUCUUCCUAUAUGCAAAACGAUUCUUGUGCUGAGGGAAUUGAUCUAUUCCAUGACAUGGUGAAUGCCGGAGUAAGGCCCAAUGAGUUUAGUUUGUCUAGUAUGAUAAAAGCUUGCGCCGGGUUAGGAGACAUUGGUGAAGGAAGGAAACUUCAUGGAUAUCUAAUAAAACUUGGGUACAAUUCUGAUCCCUACUCAUCGAACGCACUCGUCAACAUGUAUGCCAAAGCCGGGAGCUUGGUAGAUGCAUUUCUUGUUUUCCAAGAAGUAGAGAGUCCUGAUAUUGUUUCUUGGAAUACUAUUCUGGCUGGUUCUGUUCUUCACGAGCAUUAUGAGCUGUCUCUGCAUUUGUUUGUGCAGAUGAGUAGAUCGAAAACACGUCCCAACAUGGUGACACUAUCAAGUGCACUGAAAGCUCUUGCCAGGAUUGGGUUUAAGGAAUUGGGAAAGCAGUUUCAUGCUCACCUUCUGAAGAUGAACGCAAUGGAAUCUGAUUCUUUCAUCGGUGUCGGAAUCAUAGAUAUGUAUUCAAAGUGCUUGAUGACGGACGAUGCUAGAAAGGUUUUUGAAUUGAUGCUAGAGAAGAAAAUGGUUGCUUGGAACGCCAUGAUCUCUGGGUAUUCACAAAAGGGAGAAGACUAUGAAGCCGUUUUGCUCUUCCCUGAAAUGCACAAGGAAGGGAUGGGAUUCAAUCAAACCACUUUGUCAACAGUCCUAAAAUCUGUAGCUGCUUUGCAGGCCAGUGGUCUUUCUGAACAGAUCCAUGCUCUCUCUCUAAAAUCGGGUCUCAUGUCUGAUAAUUACAUUGUAAACAGCCUGAUUGAUGCAUACGGGAAAUCCGGAAAAGUAGAGAUUGCAACUAAAGUUUUUGAGGAGAAUCCUUCCCCCGAUUUGGUGUCAUUUACAUCGGUGAUCACAGCUUAUUCUCAAUAUAGACAAGGGGAGGAAGCGAUGAAGCUAUACUUAGACAUGCAACACCGGGGAUUAAAUCCAGAUGCGUUUGUAUGCAGCUCCCUUCUCAAUGCAUGUGCAAACCUGUCAGCGUAUGAGCAAGGGAAACAAAUUCAUGUCCAUGUGUUGAAGUUUGGAUUCAUAUCAGAUGGCUUCGCGGGUAACUCUCUCGUCAACAUGUAUGCAAAAUGCGGUAGCAUAGAGGAUGCAGACCGAGCAUUCUCUGAGAUACCGGAGAGAGGAAUUAUCUCUUGGUCGGCUAUGAUUGGAGGAUUAGCUCAACACGGGCAUGGACAAAAGGCCCUUGAAAUGUUUGAAUUAAUGCUCGAAGAUGGAGUUGCACCAAACCACAUAACUCUAGUAAGUGUACUCUCUGCCUGCAACCACACUGGGCUUGUAUCCGAGGCAAAACGCUAUUUCGAGUCAAUGGAAAAACGUUUUGGCAUCCAACCCACGCAAGAACACUAUGCUUGCAUGAUUGAUGUGUUAGGCAGAGCAGGGAAACUGAUUGAGGCCAUGGAAAUGGUCGAGAAAAUGCCCUUUGAACCCGAUGCAUCCGUCUGGGGAGCACUUCUUGGCACAGCUAAGCUACAUAAGAACGUGGAACUCGGUCAACGCGCUGCGAAGAAGCUAUUGAUUCUUGAGCCGGAAAAAUCGGGCACACACGUUCUUCUGGCAAACAUAUAUGCGUCUGCUGGAAUGUGGGAGAAUGUAGCGAGAAUGAGAAAGUUGAUGAGAGAAUUCCAAGUGAAGAAAGAACCGGGAGUGAGCUGGAUUGAAGUCAAAGACAAAGUACACACGUUUAUUGUCGGAGACAGAAGCCAUCCGAGAACCGAAGAGAUAUACGCGAAGCUUGAUGAGCUGAGAGAGCUUCUGAACAGGGCAGGGUAUGUUCCAAAGGUGGAAACAGAGCUUCACGACGUGGACAGAAGCGAAAAGGAGAAGCUUUUGUUCUAUCACAGCGAGAAAUUGGCGGUGGCUUUCGGUCUGAUCGUAACUCCUGCCGGAGCUCCGAUCAGGGUCAAGAAGAAUCUGAGAAUCUGUGGCGAUUGCCACACAGUGUUUAAGUUUGUGUCUGAGAUUGUUUGUCGGGAAAUUAUAGUUAGAGAUAUCAACAGGUUUCAUCACUUCAGAGAUGGGUCAUGCUCUUGUAGAGAUUACUGGUGAUUAGUAACGCACCAAUCGAAAAGAUUCUUUUAUUUGCAUUUUUUUUCUUGUAUCAUUCAUGAUAUUGACAUAAGAUAUUUCA
Messenger RNA from Tarenaya hassleriana, 3043 nucleotides. Its product is annotated as pentatricopeptide repeat-containing protein At5g04780-like. The coding region runs from base 139 to 2961 and encodes 940 amino acids. The transcript has a single exon. The record is from RefSeq and is a predicted model, not a curated record. Gene Ontology annotation, biological process: RNA modification. NCBI's taxonomy places the organism in Eukaryota, Viridiplantae, Streptophyta, Magnoliopsida, Brassicales, Cleomaceae. Gene Ontology annotation, molecular function: protein binding; RNA binding; zinc ion binding.